CCAAGUAAGUCUUAGGGGGCAUGCCUUUAAAUAAGUCUACUUCCUGGAAAUAAAGCAAUGUUAUGUAAAGAAUGAUCAUUGUUUUCUACUGCAGAAAAGGUCGGAAUUUAUUUCUCGGCCGAAAGAAUGUUCAUUUUACUUUUAUAUUGCCGAUAACGGUUCGUAAGUUUUAAACGUGCUUGCAGCUGUUUGUCAAAAAUGAGUGGACUCAAAAUUUUAUGCAUCAAGUUGGGAAUUUUGUCAAGCGUUUUUCGAGAAUAUUAUAUAGAUGCUCAAUGGUGCACUGGAAGGAGAGUCGAAGCUAUUUGCAACAUACGGCCAGACCCGACGGUACCUGAUAAUCCGAUCACUGGUACAGUGAGAUUCACACAAACAGUGGCAUGUUUCAACACCCUAAGACUGCCUUAUCUUCGGGUACAAGGGGAGAUCACCGGUUUCAAUCAAAGUGAAAAUAUUCGUAGACUCGGUUUUCACGUUCACGUGAAAGGGGACUUAAGUGAUGGAUGUCGAUCAAUGGGGUCACACUAUAAUCCUUUGAGCACAGUGCACGGUGGUCCUGCGGACGACGAGAGCCGCCGACAUGUAGGAGACCUCGGCAACGUUAUUGUAGAACGGUGGGGAAAUGUGACAAUUAAUUUCAUAGCCCCUUAUCCUGUAUCCCUAUAUGGCGACUUGUCUAUCAUCGGUCGAGGAAUUGUGCUUCACGAGGGUGAGGACGACCUGGGACGCGGAGGGAAUCCUGGCAGCACUGCGUCCGGCAACGCCGGGGCCCGUAUAGCAUGCUGCAUUAUUGGAAGAGCUUAAACUAAAAGAACGUAUUUUCGAGCGAAUCGACUGUCAAUUUGUUAAAAAAGGAACUUAUUUCGCACAACGCGCUUUACCAUAAAAACAAUCUGCACGCUUCUAAUGUAUCAUGUAUAUGUGGUCCGCGACAGCAAACUAUUAAAAAUAUUUCAGAU
Mercenaria mercenaria is the source of this 959-nucleotide messenger RNA. Its product is annotated as superoxide dismutase [Cu-Zn]-like. Lineage: Eukaryota; Metazoa; Mollusca; Bivalvia; Venerida; Veneridae. The record is from RefSeq and is a predicted model, not a curated record. Gene Ontology annotation, molecular function: superoxide dismutase activity; copper ion binding. The transcript has 5 exons. Bases 199 to 804 code for a protein of 201 amino acids. Gene Ontology annotation, biological process: removal of superoxide radicals.